AUUUUUCACCAUGUGAGGUGUCACGCAGAAUCCCGAGGAACCACUCCAUACGUAUAUUUGGAACUAGACUCCGAAAGUAGCUAGAGUAGGGAGGUAAUUAAAGUACGGUUUAGGUUUUCGACGGUCAAACCCUAUUAAAAAACGCUGCUUUUAGACCCACUAAAAAAAUCUGUGACGUCACAGAUUUCAUCAUGCCUCAAAUGAGUAAAACACGUGACAUCAUGACGCCACUCGACAAAAACUGCUGACAUCAACAAAAGCGCAUGCGCAAAUCUGUUCGAGUAGGGAAAUUCCCUACUUAAAUUGCGACCGCUGUUAGUUGACGUCUGAAUGUACUUAUAAUAAAGAGAAAUGAGUUUGUUCAAGAAUGCAAUCAUGGGACUUGCAGCUGAAAAGUGUCACAUUGAGAUUGUUAAGCUGUGCAAAGAGUGGGGUGCGACGAACUUUGAUUGGGCCAUGAAACUUGCAGCUGAAAAGGGUCAUAUCGAGAUUGUUAAGCUGUGCAAAGAGUGGGGUGCGACAUACUUUGAUUGGGCCAUGAAACUUGCAGCUGAAAAGGGUCAUAUUGAGAUUGUUAAGCUGUGCAAAGUGUGGGGUGCGACAUACUUUGAUUUGUCCAUGGGACUUGCAGCUGAAAAGGGUCAUAUCGAGAUUGUUAAGCUGUGCAAAGAGUGGGGUGCGACAUACUUUGAUUUGGCUCUAGAAAAUGCAGCUGAAAACGGUCAUAUUGAGAUUGUUAAGCUGUGCAAAGAGUGGGGUGCGACAGAUUUUGAUUUGUCCAUGGGACUUGCAGCUGAAAAGGGUCAUAUCGAGAUUGUUAAGCUGUGCAAAGAGUGGGGUGCGACAUACUUUGAUUUGGCUCUAGAAAAUGCAGCUGAAAACGGUCAUAUUGAGAUUGUUAAGCUGUGCAAAGAGUGGGGUGCGACAGAUUUUGAUUUUUCCAUGGGACUUGCAGCUGAAAAGGGUCAUAUCGAGAUUGUUGUAUUGCUGCGUGGUUUUGAUGUAAUUCAUGAUGAAUUGCUGCGACAUCAUCACAAGCGUAAUUUUUAUGCAAAAAUAUGGAAUGAGGUAAUACCAGUGGCGUGGCAUCCGAAUCGAUAUUGGAAUUGGUGUUUAGAUGAGGAAGAAAAGCGCGAGAUCUCUAAAUUAUGGAAGUAAUGUCCAGUAUUUUGAUUCUGGUUGAGGUUUAAAAAAUCUAUAAUAAAGAGAUGCCUUUCCUAUCUGGAGAACAAUUUGAUGCCUUGAAAUCAGAACACGAGAGUAUUAUGAAGUGGCGUGAUGUUCAAAAUUGAGUAUGUUGA
Molecule: messenger RNA, 1301 nt
Organism: Hydractinia symbiolongicarpus
Lineage: Eukaryota; Metazoa; Cnidaria; Hydrozoa; Anthoathecata; Hydractiniidae
Product: ankyrin repeat domain-containing protein 50-like
Exons: 1
Coding region: 352-1158 (268 amino acids)
Source: RefSeq, a predicted model, not a curated record